UAAAGCGGUAUCAGCUCUGUAGACUCCAUCCCUCAAGCACACCCUCGUUGAUUCCGCCGCCCAACACCCCAACACAGCCACCAAAAUGAAGACCUUCGCUCUUACCUCCAUCAUCGCCCUGGCCACUGUUGCCUCCGCCCAGCUCGACAAGAUCCCCUCUUGCGCCCUAAACUGCUUCGUUGGCCCCCUGACCAGCGACGGCUGCGCCUCGCUCACCGACUUCGCCUGCCACUGCAAGCAAGGCGCAACCCUACUGUCGACUGUCCAGCCCUGUGUAAAGGCUGCCUGCAGCGCCGAAGACGAGGCCACGACCGUCGCCGCCGUCGAGUCGACGUGCGAGGAAGCUGGCGUGCCGAUCGAGAUCCCCAACGUCUCCUCGGCGGUCGCAUCGGCUACUUCUGCUGCCGCCAGCGCCGCAUCUUCUGCUGCCAGCGCCGUCGAGUCCGCGACUUCUGACGCCGCGAGCGAGGCCACCUCUGCUGUUUCCGCUGCUUCAUCGGCCGUCGAGAGCGCCGCCUCCAGCCUCGCCAGCGCUGCGUCAAGUGUUCUUGUGUCUGUCACCUCAGCUGCUAGUAGCGCUGCUGCGAGCGGUUCUGCUGCUGCCAGCUCCAGCGUCAGCGAGUUCACCGGUGCUGCGGCGCAGGCUACCCAGGCUGCUGGACUCCUCGGUGCCGCUGCCCUUGCUCUUCUCGCUUUGUAAACAACAGGGUUUCGGCCUUGAACGAGCAUGGGUGAGAAGCGACGAUGGUACGACGGAAUGGUAAUGUGGUGGUAAUAAUGUGAUUGUUGUAUUAUAAGCGAGCAAUUAAAUUACGAUGCUUGUAUGCUUCUUAAAUCCCGU
Messenger RNA from Didymella exigua CBS 183.55, 841 nucleotides. RefSeq names its product CFEM-domain-containing protein. The record is from RefSeq and is a predicted model, not a curated record. Lineage: Eukaryota; Fungi; Ascomycota; Dothideomycetes; Pleosporales; Didymellaceae. Bases 86 to 700 code for a protein of 204 amino acids. The transcript has 2 exons.